Messenger RNA from Thlaspi arvense, 1041 nucleotides. The record is from the annotation of a GenBank genome assembly. NCBI's taxonomy places the organism in Eukaryota, Viridiplantae, Streptophyta, Magnoliopsida, Brassicales, Brassicaceae.
AUGGAGGACGACCGGAAAAAUACCCCAAACUCCGGUGAGACCUUGCCUGAGACGGCUUCAUCAUCCUCGGACUUUGAAUUUGGAUCGUUGACUCCUUCUUCGCCAUCACACUCGGAAAAUUCUCCCGCCGAUCACCUUUUUCUCAACGGCCGUCUACUGCCGCACACUUUUCCGACGACCCGUUCGGUGUCAAGUUCGACCAGCGACAACACUUUCCGUAGCAGCAGUACAAGUAGCCGGGGCAGUGAAAGUAGCAGCCCAACGUCUUACACUCCAAGAACAAGCACUUGCAAUGUCUUCAAGAUCACGAGUUCAAAUAUCAGUGACGGAGAAGAGACUAAUUCAACCUGCUUUGGUCCCCGAUCCAAGAAAGUCAUGGAUCUAAGCCAUCAUUGCAGCAGCAAGGUAUAUAAUCACAAUCAUCACAAGCCAUCAUCGUUGAUAUUGGAUAUAAAGAAGAAACCAACGAUGAACAAUGGUAAAACGGUAAGUACUACGACGGCUAAGAAGAUUUCGUAUUUGCCGACGCAAUGCAAGAGGAAGAAAGCUACGGAGAUCGUGACAGCGCAGCUUUACGGGUCGUAUUCAAGGCGGUGGCAGCAUAUAACUCCAGUGUAUAAAAAAAGAGAAGGGUCGGUGAAAAGUAACGGAGGAGGGAUUAAGGUCGGUGGACGGAAGAAGAAGGCGGUGAGAAGGAAGAAGAAAAAGGCGGAGGAGAGAAGAGGAAGUAAGUUGAUGAAGUGGUGGAAGCGGAUUUUAAAGGCGGUGGUGUUGGCUUGCAGAGAGUGUCAUGCAAUGGAGCCUCAGAGAGUUGUGAAUGAUAAAGAUAAUCCUCUUUAUUUGGACGAUGAGAGAAAGGCAUAUGGCAAGCAAGCAAGUUUUGGAGUAGGAGUUGUGGUGCAAUCAUCGGUCGUUGGCUCGUCCAGGACGAGAUUUGUGAUACUUGUGAGACAAGGGAAGUUACUACUGAAGAGGAGAGUAGCCCAAGAUCACGAAACUGAAUUUGUGAUACUUGUGAGACAAGGGAGGUUACCACCUUAG